AUGUCCGGCUCCAGCCUGUCCUCCGGCGGCGGCAUGCCGUGGCAGACCGCUUCGGCCAUCGUUGCCCGGCCAUUGCCCGUCUCCGGCUCGCACGUCCUCAAGAUCGACGGCUACUCCCGCACCAAGGGCCUCGUCAACAGCAAAGGUGUCUCGUCCGAGACGUUCGUCGUUGGGCGCCAUCGCUGGUACAUGAGGUACUUCCCUGACGGUCACUCGGCAGGACAAGCUGGUUGGAUAUCUAUCUACCUCUAUCUUGUCCACACUGAUAGUGUCGAUGAUCAAGUCCACGCCCGGUGCAAGAUCAGCUUGCUCGACCAGGACGGGGAGCCGGUGCCGACGCACGGCACGGACAGCCAGACCUGCUACACCUUCUCCAGCAACACAGGGCCAUGGGGCUCUCCUCAGCUCAUCACCAGGAAGGACUUGGAGGAAUCACUUUACCUCAAGGAUGACGUUUUCAGUGUCAAGUGCGAGAUCACUGUGCCUAGGGAGAUCUUCACGGAGCCCAUCUCGCUGCUGGUCGCCGCGCCACCGUCCGACAUGCACUGCCACUUUGGUCGGCUCCCCUCCAGCGGCGACGGGGCGGAUGUCACGUUCGAGGUCGGAGGCGAGACGUUUGCGGCGCACAGGUGUGUGCUCGCCGCCCGGUCCACGGUGUUCAUGGCGGAGCUGUUUGGGCCGAUGAAGGAGAACACCGAUGCUUCUGUACGCAUCACUGACAUGGAGGCUAAAGUGUUCAAGGCCAUGUUCCACUUCAUCUACACAGACUCUCUGCCGCCCAUGGACGAUGAGCAGGAGCUGGUGGUCAUGGCCCAGCAUUUGCUUGUUGCGGCUGACACGUAUAACCUCGAGAGGCUCAAGUUGCUCUGCGUGGAGAAGCUCUGCAAUCACAUGGACGCAAGCACCGCCGCGACUACGCUGGCAUUGGCUGAGCAGCAUUCCUGUUGCGGGCUCAAGGACUUGUGCUUCAAGUUCCUUGCGUCACCUGGAAAUAUCCUCAAGGCCGUUGUGGCGAACGACGGCUUCGAGCAUGUGAGGAGCAGCUGCCCGUCUGUCCUCAAGGAGCUCGUUGCCAAACUUUCACCUUGA
This is a messenger RNA of Triticum urartu, 1089 nucleotides long. Its product is annotated as BTB/POZ and MATH domain-containing protein 2-like. NCBI's taxonomy places the organism in Eukaryota, Viridiplantae, Streptophyta, Magnoliopsida, Poales, Poaceae. The record is from RefSeq and is a predicted model, not a curated record. Gene Ontology annotation, molecular function: protein binding. Gene Ontology annotation, biological process: protein ubiquitination.